Leptosia nina is the source of this 342-nucleotide messenger RNA. NCBI's taxonomy places the organism in Eukaryota, Metazoa, Arthropoda, Insecta, Lepidoptera, Pieridae. The record is from the annotation of a GenBank genome assembly.
AUGUUAAAGCAUAUAUUGAAGAAUCGUAUUGAAUUUAAUUCAGCAAUACCAACAGUGCAUGCAAAUACCUACGAGGGUAUCUGGUAUUGUAGCUCCAAGUCAAUUAGCAUAAGUAUUUGCGUCUCUAUAGUAAAUCAUGACAGUUAUGCGCAAGUACUUUACUCAUUGCAGAUUAGGCUUUUCAACAAUGCCGUAGAGAGCAUAUCAAGUGUGAAGCGGAGCUAUCAUGUUAUGGAGCAUUCCAUGGCAGUAGAACCGCACGCGAGCAGCAGAAAUGUGGCCGAAUGUAACCCAACACCGCCAGAACGCCGCAAGGUCGGCUACUGCACUGAGCAUGCGUGA